AUGCCAAUUUAAACGAGAGAUAUAAUACGCUAGAAGAAGAACGUAAUCAACAUGAGGAAGAAUGUAAACGUAGACAACAAGAGGAUGAACAAAAAAGAUUAGAGAAAGAGUGUAGAUUACUAGAAGAAGAACUCAGACUUCUAAAAGAAGAGCAAAAACUGUUUGAAGAAGAAUACAAACAACAAGAUCCUAAACAAAUCAUCAGAAAGAAGGAAUGUUCUAGAUGCUUAAAGAAUCUUGAAAUUAAAGUCUUUUUGAAGAUUACAGAUCAAUGUGGUCAUGAUGCUUAUAUAUGUCAUAAAUGUGUAGGUGAAUAUAUUGAGCGCGAACUUAAUAAAGGAAACAUCAAAAUAUUAUGUCCUGAAAAUAAUUGCCGUAAAGUAUUGAAUGAGAAAUAUGUGAAAAAAUUUGUCAAUGAUGAAGUAUUUGAACGGUAUAUAUUAAAUUUUGUAUUAUCGGAAACUCCUAUUUUUAAAUGGUGCUUAAAUCUGAAUUGUGGAUCAGGACAAGACCAUUAUCAAGAAUAUGUUCCGAUAAUGAUUUGUAAUUUGUGUGGGCAAAAAUCUUGUGUUGUACAUGGACUUCUAAUUGAGGCUGAGUGCGAAAGAUGCG
Dentiscutata heterogama is the source of this 612-nucleotide messenger RNA. The record is from the annotation of a GenBank genome assembly. Lineage: Eukaryota; Fungi; Glomeromycota; Glomeromycetes; Diversisporales; Gigasporaceae.